Messenger RNA from Rhagoletis zephyria (snowberry fruit fly), 375 nucleotides. RefSeq lists its product as uncharacterized. NCBI's taxonomy places the organism in Eukaryota, Metazoa, Arthropoda, Insecta, Diptera, Tephritidae. The record is from RefSeq and is a predicted model, not a curated record.
AUGACACUGGGUCUGCUCUCAUUGGUGCUAUCCGGCGCUUUGGUUGUCUUCAAAAUUGCCAAGCCUAAGAUCAUCAAUUACGAAGUGGUACACUAUCCACACCAUGUGGAGCAUGUGGAGCACAUUGAACACAUUCCACACCACGUCGAUCAUUUCCCCCACCAUGUCGACCACAUUGUGCCGCAUCACAUUGACAUCGUGCCACACCAUGUGGAUCACCAUGUCGAUCACCACAUAGAUUUGCCUCCACAUGUGGAACAUGUAGAGCAUUUCGAGCAUCCAUCACCUGCUUGGGACCCACACGCUUGGGCGCGUUCAUCUCAGGAGCCACAAGACGCGCAGGAUAUGGCUUUCUCUGGGCAAAGACAAUCCUAA